Messenger RNA from Brachypodium distachyon (stiff brome), 3061 nucleotides. Its product is annotated as phosphoinositide phosphatase SAC1. Lineage: Eukaryota; Viridiplantae; Streptophyta; Magnoliopsida; Poales; Poaceae. Gene Ontology annotation, cellular component: intracellular membrane-bounded organelle. Gene Ontology annotation, biological process: phosphatidylinositol dephosphorylation. The transcript is spliced from 16 exons. Gene Ontology annotation, molecular function: phosphatidylinositol-3,5-bisphosphate 5-phosphatase activity. Bases 68 to 2767 code for a protein of 899 amino acids. The record is from RefSeq and is a predicted model, not a curated record.
GCCUUCUUUGUUCCCCUCUCCGAUCAUCAUCCCCUUCCUCGCGCACGUUUUGCUUCGAUCGGGAUCGAUGGCGGCGGAGACGGACGGCCCCACGGCGGCGGCGGCGACGCUGGAGAAGUUCCGCCUCUACGAGACGCGCGCCAGGUUCUACCUGAUCGGGAGCUCGCGGGAGAAGCGGUGGUUCAGGGUACUCAAGAUCGACCGCUCGGAGAAGUCGGAGCUCCACCUCAGCGAGGACCCCGUCUGGUACUCGCAGCAGGAGGUCAAGAGCCUGCUCCAGCGCAUCGCCGAGGGCAACCGCUCCACCGGGGGCCUCACCUUCGUCACCAAGGCCUAUGGCAUCGCAGGUUGCAUCAAGUUCUUGGAGUCAUAUUACCUGAUUCUAGUCACCAAGCGCCGUCAAAUUGGUUGCAUUUGUGGCCAUGCUAUAUAUUGUAUAGAUGAGAGCCAGAUGAUCACCAUCCCACACACAUCUGUGCAGACGGAUGUCGCGACCUCUAAGAACGAGCUGAGGUACAAGAAGCUUUUGGCAAGUGUUGAUCUCACCAAGGAUUUCUUCUACAGCUACACAUACCCAAUCAUGCAGAGCUUGCAGCAGAAUGUCACUUCUGCUGGGACUAAGGAAUUGCCUUAUGAAAAUUUGUUUGUAUGGAAUACUUUCCUGACAGAGCCAAUUCGAUCAAUGUGCAAGAAUACUCUCUGGAAUGUAGCUCUGGUCCAUGGACACUUCAAGCAGGUCAAGCUGUCAAUAUUUGGCAGGGAGCUAAAUGUUGUCCUCAUUUCUAGAAGAUCUCGACAUUUUGCAGGCACACGGUAUUUAAAAAGAGGUGUGAAUGACCAUGGAAAAGUUGCCAACGACGUCGAAACAGAGCAAAUAGUAUUUGAAGAGGAAGCUGGUUCCUGGAAGGGAAGAAUGAGUGCAAUAGUACAGAUGCGAGGAUCAAUCCCUCUCUUUUGGUCACAAGAGGCUGGCCGACUUAGUCCUAAGCCUGAUAUUUUUGUGCAGAGGUAUGAUCCUACUUAUGAAGCAACCAAGUUACAUUUUGAUGAUCUUGCUCAGAGAUAUGGGCAACCUAUCAUAAUACUUAAUUUAAUAAAGACUGUUGAAAAAAGGCCACGAGAGAUGAUGCUCAGGCGUGAAUUUUUUAAUGCAGUUGGAUAUCUUAAUCAAAAUGUCCCAGAAGAGAAGAAACUGAGAUUCAUCCACUGGGAUUUUCAUAAAUUUGCUAAAAGCAAGUCCGCAAAUGUACUAGGUGUUUUAGGGGGUGUAGCGAGUGAAGCAUUGGAUCUUACUGGGUUUUACUACAGUGGAAAGCCAAAAGUUCAGAAAAGAAGGCCAAUCCAGCUUAGUCGAACUAGCACUGCAAGGGAUGGCUCCAUUGAUGUAAGAGCUAGCUCUGGAGACCUUUUGAGGCUUUCUAGUAAUGCUGAUGCACUUGGUUCUACAGCUUCUCAGGAUAUGAGAACAGAGGAUAGCAAACAAGAGCCUCUUGGUGAUGCUCCUUGUUAUCAAACUGGAGUUCUUCGUACGAAUUGCAUAGAUUGCCUGGACCGCACAAAUGUUGCUCAGUAUGCUUAUGGCCUUGCUGCUUUGGGGAGGCAACUUCAUGCAAUGGGGCUGACAGCUGUUUCAAAAAUCCACCCAGAUAGCAGCAUUGCUUCAGCUUUAAUGGAAAUGUACCAGAGCAUGGGCGACGCACUUGCUCAUCAGUAUGGAGGCUCGGCAGCACAUAAUACGGUUUUCCCUGAGAGGCAAGGGAAGUGGAAGGCUACUACUCAAUCCAGGGAGUUUCUAAAAUCAAUCAAGCGUUAUUACAGCAACGCCUACACUGAUGGUGAGAAACAAGAUGCUAUAAAUCUAUUUCUUGGUUAUUUCCAACCUCAAGAAGGAAAACCAGCUCUCUGGGAGUUGGAUACUGAUUACUAUCUCCACGUGACAACAGCUGGUGAUGAUCUUGUGUCAGAUAGCUACCGUCUGAGUUCCUCACCUGCAAAUAAUGCGUCCGGUGGAUCUGAAGCUGCCCUGAGCCCUAGAUCCACAUUGAGCCCUGUGCCAGCAUGUAAAGAGGACUUCUCACGGAUGAAACUUACUUCAUUUGACAAACUUAUAGAAAGAACCUGUAGUUCGAUAAGGAGUGUGAGGCUUCACUGUGAUGCUGAUCUAAGGCCAAGUGGAGGUGUUGGAACUUCUGGAAUGGCACCAGAUGCAGCUGAGAUACAGCUUAAAAGCCCAAACUGGUUGUUUGGUCAAAGAAAACACGCCGAGACAGUUCCAACAGCAAAAGUUAUUCCAGUGGAAAGUGCGAACGAUGGAAACAAAGAUGACACAAAUGCGCCUCUAUGUGGGGAACUAAACUGGCUUUCGUCAGAAGGUUCAUGUGAGGAGGACAAUUUCAGAAGGUAUCUAGCAUUGACGACAGCGGAUGUAGAGAAUGGUUGGUACGGUGGAGAGCUAUUAUAUGAUCAAGAUGAGAACAGUGGGGCUUAUAAACAUUAUGCCGAACUUUGCCAGGGACCCGUCAUGGAUCCUUUCGAGCACGACCCGGAGAAAGAACGACAUUACGCCGAGGCCCUUAGCGUGGACAUCGAAAUCACAGACGAAGCGUGGGUGGAGUCAGAAAUGAAAGCCGCACUCAACGACUACCAGAUAAUCGGAUCAGACCUGAGCAUCAUCCCGUCAUGCGGGGCCCUCGCUGAGGAUCCAAGCCAGCUGACAAGGUGGAUCAUCGGAGACGAGAAGCUGCGUGCGGUAGCCACUACACAGUAGCUCCGGUUCCUGCCGUAGAAGUUGUACAGAUUGCUAGGAAAUCCGUGAUUCAUCCUACCGUUCCUUUCGUGUAUAUAAAGUGCCUUUUACUGUACAAAAGAAGGUAUCUGUCCAUUUUUUGUUUCUGUUGGGAGCAAACAAAUAAAAUCAUCCUUCUUGUAGAGGCCUUGGUGGAUACAGGAUUGAAGAACACAAACAAUGUUUUGGUUUUUGGUCCUGUAAACCAAGGGUGAGAAUUAAGGUGUAUAUUCUCAAUCAUCUAUCUCAUUGUCUCCACUCUUUAUUCUGAGAUUA